AUGCACGUCUGCAAGACAGGGCCACCGUCAUCAGCGGUGCCGCAGCAGGAGGGCGAGUCGGAGGAUGUCACGGAGCGCAUAGGUGGGCGAGAGCGGACCAUACCGGUGUGUGCGCUCAUGUCCCUCACCACCAUGGCGUGCAAAGACGCCGUGUCGUUCGUUCGCCGCUACCGCCUUCCCCGCACGCAACCAGAUGGCUCCACCGCAUACGGCCACGCUCUCCUCGCCGUCAGCGUAGCGUCACGAACGCGCGCCCGUCUGCACGUCAUCGCCACCAUCGUGGGCGAGAGCGGACGUAGGGGGGGUCGUUUGCACACACCAGUUCCGUCGUCCUCCUCUCGGUUGACCACCCCAGCGAGUUCUACUGGCCUUGAAGACCCGCGCGCGAGCCCACGCAAGGCCACUCAUGCCCGUCUAGGCCUCGAACGUCUUCGCAUCCUUGUACAGCCAUCCGACGACUCCACCGCGUACGGCCACGGUAUCAUCGCCGUCAACGUAGCGUCGCGAAUGCGCGCACGUCUGCACGCCAUCGCCACCGUCGUCAGCGGCGUCUCAGGAGCGCGAGUCGUUCGUGAUCAGGGAGCGCGUAGGUGGGCCAGAGCGAACGUAGGUGGGGUUGUUUGCACACGUCAGACAAUCCCCCCUCGUUCGACCACCCCUGCACACGCUGCCGACCUCGACGACCCGCUCACAGGCCCACACUCCGCGGAUCGCCCUCUAUUGUCGGCUUACACAACGGCCAGCCGCCCGCUUACGCGUGCUUCAACACCAUGGCGUGAAAAACCGUCUAUUCUCCACCGACCCCACGCCCAACACGAUGCGUCAAUCGUGCAGGCCAGCCCCAUCUGCCGUCCACUCUCUCAUCCGAUCACCAUGGCUCACGAGCGCGCGAACGCAUACAAGAGAUGGCAACUCGGCGACGGCGACACUGCAGGAGACAGGCAGAUGGAGUGGAUACUGUGGGAGGGGUACCACAGCGCCAUCGGCUGA
Messenger RNA from Laetiporus sulphureus 93-53, 990 nucleotides. RefSeq lists its product as uncharacterized. The transcript has 7 exons. Lineage: Eukaryota; Fungi; Basidiomycota; Agaricomycetes; Polyporales; Laetiporaceae. The record is from RefSeq and is a predicted model, not a curated record. The coding region runs from base 1 to 990 and encodes 329 amino acids.